Messenger RNA from Malassezia pachydermatis, 891 nucleotides. RefSeq names its product inorganic diphosphatase. The transcript has a single exon. Bases 1 to 891 code for a protein of 296 amino acids. NCBI's taxonomy places the organism in Eukaryota, Fungi, Basidiomycota, Malasseziomycetes, Malasseziales, Malasseziaceae. Gene Ontology annotation, biological process: phosphate-containing compound metabolic process. Gene Ontology annotation, cellular component: cytoplasm; nucleus. The record is from RefSeq and is a predicted model, not a curated record. Gene Ontology annotation, molecular function: magnesium ion binding; inorganic diphosphate phosphatase activity.
AUGACCUCUGCUCAGGAUAUCCAGACUCGCGUUGUUGGCGCUCCCAACACCCUUGAGUACCGCGUUUACCUCGAGUCGAAGAAGACUGGCCAGCCUCUGUCGCCUUUCCACGAUGUGCCGCUGUAUGCUGAUGAAGCCAACGGUAUUCUGAACUUUAUCGUUGAGAUUCCCCGCUGGACCAACGCCAAGGUGGAGAUUAGCAAGGAGGAUGCCUUCAACCCCUUCAAGCAGGACACCAAGAAGGGUAAGCUGCGCUUUGUGCGCAACUCGUUCCCGCACAAGGGCUACAUUUGGAACUAUGGUGCUUUCCCGCAGACCUGGGAGGACCCGUCGUUCUCGCACCCUGACACCAAGGCUAAUGGUGACAACGACCCUCUCGAUGUCGUUGAGAUUGGUGAGCAGGUUGGCUACACUGGUCAGAUCAAGCAGGUUAAGGUCCUCGGUGUGAUGGCCCUGCUGGACGAGGGUGAGACUGACUGGAAGGUGAUUGUGAUUGACGUCAACGACCCGAUCGCCUCGAAGCUCAACGAUAUUGAGGACGUUGAGAAGCACCUUCCGGGCUUGAUCCGUGCGACCAACGAGUGGUUCCGUAUUUACAAGAUCCCUGACGGCAAGCCGGAGAACGAGUUCGCCUUCUCGGGUGAGGCCAAGAACCGUAACUACGCUACAGAGGUUAUUCACGAGUGCCACGAGGCUUGGCGCCGUCUCAUCACUGGCCAGGCCCAGGCUGGUGAUAUCCGUCUCGAGAACUCGACCGUGCAGGGUAGCAAGAACCUCGUCGCUGCCACUGACGCUGCGGCCACCUCGAUUCCGGCUGCGAACCCGCAGCCCCCGGCGCCAAUUGACCCGAGCAUUGACAAGUGGUUCUACAUUAGCUCGGCGACGAACUAA